Messenger RNA from Lolium perenne, 696 nucleotides. RefSeq lists its product as uncharacterized. NCBI's taxonomy places the organism in Eukaryota, Viridiplantae, Streptophyta, Magnoliopsida, Poales, Poaceae. The record is from RefSeq and is a predicted model, not a curated record.
AUGGCCUACCUACUGCUAUACGUCGACGACAUCAUCCUAACGGCCUCCACUGCUGGACUUCUUCGACAGCUCACCGACAGUCUUCGCGCUGAGUUCGCGUUGAAGGACCUUGGCCCGCUUCACUACUUCCUCGGCAUCGAGGUCGUCCGGCAUGCAGACGGGUUCUUCCUUCAUCAGCGGAACUACGCCCACGAGCUUCUUGAGCGUGUCGGGAUGCUUAACUGCAACCCUGCACCUACUCCUGUCGACACGAAGGCCAAGCUCUCCUCCAGUGAUGGAUCGUUGGCGUCCGACGCGCCGUUCUACCGCUCCAACGUCGGUGCCCUCCAGUACUUGACGUUGACGCGCCCGGAGCUCCAGUACGCUGUGCAGCAGGUGUGCUUGCACAUGCAUGCUCCUCGGGAUGCUCAUUGGGCCGCGGUGAAGCGGAUUCUACGCUACGUCUGUGGUACCAUGGGCUACGGCUUGUCGUUGCAUGCUUCGCCCUCGACGUCGACCGACCUCGUCGCCUACUCGGACGCGGACUGGGCGGGAUGCCCGGACACGCGGCGCUCCACCAGCGGUUACUGCGUCUACCUCGGCUCGUCGCUUGUCUCUUGGUCCUCCAAGCGGCAGCCCACUGUGUCCCGCUCCAGUGCUGAGGCCGAGUACCGCGCUGUGGCCAACGCUGUGGCCGAGUGCACGUGGCUUCGCUAA